Serpula lacrymans var. lacrymans S7.9 is the source of this 1197-nucleotide messenger RNA. RefSeq lists its product as uncharacterized. The record is from RefSeq and is a predicted model, not a curated record. The coding region runs from base 97 to 1032 and encodes 311 amino acids. NCBI's taxonomy places the organism in Eukaryota, Fungi, Basidiomycota, Agaricomycetes, Boletales, Serpulaceae. The transcript has 8 exons.
AGCAUACAAAGACUGACAUAGUAUUUCAUAACGAUGGAAAAGAAAGCAUAAGCCAUAUAUCUCCCCUCCAUUCGUUGACCCACAGUUCUUGCUCCCAUGGGUGCUUUCUUCUCGCUGCUCAACCAGGCCUUUCCCCCAAAAUCAAACUUCAGCGUAGAUGACAUACCAGACCUCACUGGCAAGGUUAUCAUUGUCACAGGAGCCAAUACCGGUAUCGGGAAAGAAACUGCAAAGGCCUUGCUGUCUCACAACGCGAAGGUUUACGUUGCCGCACGAAGCCAGGAGAAAUCCGCAGAGGCCAUACAAGAUCUGAAGAACAUGACAGGCAAAGAGGCCGUCUUUCUGAAACUCGAUCUAAGCAGCCUCAAGGCGGUCAAAGCAGCAGCAGAAGAAUUCUUGAGCAAGGAGACGCGGUUACACGCUCUCAUAAACAAUGCAGGUGUUAUGAUGUCUCCUAUCGAUAUGGUGACCGAGGAUGGCUAUGAUCUUCAAUUCGGUACAAAUGUGCUUGGUCCAUUCUACUUUACUAAAUUGUUACUUCCCGCCCUUAUCUCGGGCGCAAAGGAUUCUCCUGAUGGCAAAGCCCGUGUCGUCAAUGUAUCCUCCGCGGUUCAUCACUUUAACGGUUUGGACUUCAAUACCUUCAAGGAUGGUCCAGCAAGGAAGAAGGUCUACAGUGGUUUUUUGUAUUCACAAAGCAAAAGCGGUACCGUAGUCUUCGCAUCAGAACUAGACAAACGCUAUGGGGAUCAAGGCAUUGUAUCUACUUCUACCCACCCUGGUGCCAUCCAGAGUGAAUUGCAGCGUCAUCUGCCUUCCAUUAUCCAGACGAUGAGUAGUGUCUCUUUAUACCCAGCCUCUCAAGGGGCUCUCACGCAGCUCUAUGCUGCUACUUCACCAAAUGCCGUUGAACUCGGUGGCAAGUAUCUAAUUCCCUGGGCUAGACCCGGUCAACCUCGUAAGGAUACCCAAGACCCAAAGAUUGGGCAGGCAUUGUGGGAGUGGCUGGAGGAACAAGUUGAGGACAUCUAGUCUGUACUGAUCUAAAUUUCCGAAGGACACAAGCUGUAUACCCACGUUACAGUACUUUACCUUACUCGUCUGAUGGGCAACUUUAUUGUGUUAGAGCUGUACUUUUAUGUUGUACGCUGUUUCCCUGGAAAUCUGAGGCUUUAUAGAGCCAACUCUGAUCGGCAC